Ixodes scapularis (black-legged tick) is the source of this 2685-nucleotide messenger RNA. It is a transcript of the gene Ufl1, whose product is annotated as E3 UFM1-protein ligase 1. Lineage: Eukaryota; Metazoa; Arthropoda; Arachnida; Ixodida; Ixodidae. Gene Ontology annotation, molecular function: UFM1 ligase activity. The transcript has 17 exons. The coding region runs from base 135 to 2549 and encodes 804 amino acids. The record is from RefSeq and is a predicted model, not a curated record. Gene Ontology annotation, biological process: response to endoplasmic reticulum stress; protein K69-linked ufmylation; regulation of proteasomal ubiquitin-dependent protein catabolic process. Gene Ontology annotation, cellular component: endoplasmic reticulum membrane.
CUUUUUCGCCAGGUGACGUCGGGUGACGUGAGGCGUGGAGGCGUGCGACGUGCUUCCGAGGCUUCCGAGCUUCCGAGCACCUUCCGAGUUUUAACGAAACACGGCAACACGGCAACACUGUUUUCGCAACAAACAUGGCGACCGACUGGGAAGAAGUGAAACGUCUCGCAGCUGAUUUCCAGCGCGCCCAGCUCAGCACCACGGUGCAGAGGCUGUCAGAAAGGAACUGCAUUGAGAUAGUGAAGAAGCUUAUUGAGCUCAAGCUGAUUGACGUCAUCUUCACCAAUGAUGGCAAAGAAUACAUCACCCCGAAGCACUUGCAGAAGGAGAUCAUGGACGAGCUCACAGUGGCUGGCGGUCGGAUCAACCUGGUGGACCUGGCACACAACCUUAAUGUGGACCUCAGCCACAUAGAGGCCAGGUGUUCGGAGCUCCUGCGGUCGGAGCACAGUCUCCAGGUGGUGCUCGGUCAGCUCAUCGACAGGUCCUACCUCGACACCUUGGCCGAGGACAUCAAUGAGAAACUCCAGCAGGCCGGGCACAUCACGUUUGGCGAGAUCACCAAACAGUAUGACCUUCCACCGGACUUCUUAGAAGACGUGAUCCAUUCGAGGCUCGGUUCAACCAUCAAGGGUCAUGCCGACCCGCACGACCGAAGACACAUCUUCACCGACGCUUACGUCGCCCAGCACAAAUACCGCGUUCGUGGCGCCCUGUCUGCUGUUACAAGGCCUGUGUCACUGAGCAGCCUCGUGAACAUGUUCCAGUUUCCGGAGAAACUGCUGUAUGGCAUGAUAGAGGACCUGGUGAAGGAGGGCCGCCUGGCCGGGAGCCUGGUGGGGGGCCGCUCUGAGAGGGCUUCAUACAUCCCGGACCUGUACUCCCGCUCCCAGGGCAGCUGGGUGGACACCUGCUACCACCAGAACGGUUACCUCGAGUACGACGCCCUGACCCGACUGGGCAUCCAGGACCCGAAGGGGUAUGUGAAGCGGCGCUUCAAGGACGACGGCCUGGUGUUCCUCAAGAACCUGUGCUUGGGGCAGACGCUGCUGGCACAGGUGGAGGCCGCUGUGGACGAGGUGGCCGCCACAGGUGCCUGGGUGGACCUGGCGCCCUUGCUGCCUUCUGUGUUCAGCGCCGAGGAAGUGUCGAGUGUGAUCCAGGCCGCUCUCAAGUCUCGGCCCAAGGGCAGUGCGGCUGUUCAGCAGCUGCUGGACACGAUGGUGGUCAGCGAGGCAUUUGUUGAGACCUGCAUGCGCUCCUUCGACCCACUCAUGACGGCCAAGGCCGAACUGGACUCGCAGAAGGGCGUCGUGUUCAUGGAGGCGGUGUCGGCGGGGCCCGGAGCCUCCCACCGGCAAUCCACACCUCCCGUUGCCAUGCCAACGGCCACAGACGACAAGCAGGAGAAGAAGGACGAGCGCCGCAAGAAGGCCACCGGUGGCAAGUCCGGUGGCGGCACCCAGGGCCGGGAGACCAAGACCAAGGCGGUCAAGUCCAAGAAGCGGACGGGCGGCAAGGGCGGCCGCGGCAACGACUCGGAUUCGGAGGAGGACCGCCCUGGGGCGGACGCAGACCGGGGGGGCUCCUCUUCCGCCCGGAGCCACAAGGGCGGAGCAGAGCUGGAGUUCAUGACGGUGCAGGAGAUGCAGGCACAGCUGGAGCAGCUCAAGAUCCUCGAGGACUGCCCCAAGGAGCUCAGCCUCAGCAUCGCCCAGAAGAUACACAGGCCCCUGACGCGGCAGUACCAGGAGGUGGCCCGGUCGGUGUUCCUGACGUCGUCGAGCGCCUCGGGGGCUGCCCGGCGCAAGACCCACGCCGAGCUGCAGGACAAGCUGGCCACUUUGCUCACCAGCAUCCAGCUCUUCGACAAGGGCCUCAAGCUGCUCCCGGACGACCUGCAGUCGGUGCUCGGGAAGCAUCUGCUGAAGACGCUGUGUUCGGACUUCACCAACCUGGUCGUGGGUUACCUGGCCGUGGAACAGGGUGCGGCCAAGGAAGCCGACGUGCCUCCCAACAUGGCCCCGGAGGUGCGGCUGAAAUGGAUACAAAAACUUCCUGCAGAUAUCAAGGGACCGGUGCUAAAGCUUCACCAAUCCCUGUCCGCUAAGACGACGGAAGACUUCCUGGCGGACGUGGAUGUGGUCCUGGGAGCGGGCGUGUGCGACAUGAUCAUCCGCUCUGACAAGAAGAAAGAAAGGCAGGCCCUCCACGGCCACCGGCAGGCCCUGCUGGCGCAGCUGGCCGAGGCGCGGGAGGCGGCGCUGUGCCUGCACCUGGCGGUGCUGCUGGUGGCCCAGGCCCAGACGCAGCGCAUGGUGCACGCCUCGGGCAAGUUCGUGCCCCAGCUGGUGGCCUUCCUGCGGACCCAGCUGCCGCCUGAGGUCUUUGCCACCCUACACGAGGCACAGGAACUGGUCAUGAAACAUCUGACUUUGGAUGACACUUCGGAAGAAAAAUCUGAGGUGGCUUCCAAACUUGAGGAACUCAUUCCGAGACUGAAGGAGCUUGGUGCAACGUACAAGAGGCAAGGCACUACGGAAGAAUGAAGCAAUCAACGGAUGAAAGAAAGCUCUGUUUCACGUUUAUCUUAGCCGCUUCAGACUUUUAAAAGUUUAGAACCGUGUGGAGUUUUAGGCACUGCACUCCAGUGUGAUUUGACAAUAAAUAUGGAUAUAUUUUUGA